AAGGUAAAAGCAUUGAAUUUCCGUCAUUCAAAAACCGCUAAAGGGAGAGGCCGAGGCAGCGCACUGCUGCCAUCGCCAUUCGUCACCCAUUCCCACACUUUUGGCUUUUCACUUUUAAGUACCUUCCCCAAAAUUUCAAUAAUAAAUUAUAAUUUUAAAAUUUUUCCUGAUUAUAGUAAAAUACCUUUGCUACUUUAUUCUUACGCCUUUGUUUCUUAUUCUUUGUAAUUCAAUUGUCACUCCCUGUACCCCUUUAUUAGUCCAUUUUCCCCUCCAUUUUCCUUUCCUUUCGUUCCUCGUUUCCCUUCUAUCCAAACACCCAAGUGCAUCAGUUUCUAAGUGUCCUUUAUUUUCUCCAAGUUCAUGGGAUUUUCUCCUCUGCUGCUGCCACUUUUGAAGCAGUGAAAAAAACCCUUACCACAAAGUGAUCCAAUAUUGAACUAUUCCAUUUGGAUGAGAUAUUAUAAUUGAGAGUUACGGUCACUUUCGGCAUUUUCAGAGACGCUAAGGUAGCUCUCGCGGCGGAGCGAGGGAGGUAAGAGAUUAAUUAAAAGAGAUGAACAUCGACGGUACGAGGGAAAGCGCGCCACAAGGGAACGGACAUGGCGGUCACGGCGGUAAAACCACGGACACGAUCUGGCGUCCUUUUGCGAUAACAUCAACCAGAUCUUCAGCCGUAUGCGUCGUCUCUGUACUCCUACUCGUCGGCGCGUUGAUCUCCACGCAAUUGCUCGACAGCUCUAAUUUUGUUGGCGGCUUAGCUCAAAUGCCACUACUAAGUACAAAAUCAAAAGGCGAGUUUCUCAAAAAGCACCGACAGCAAAUCGAAGUCCCACUCGACUGCAGUGCAUACGAGCUCACAAAAUCCUGCCCUAGAAGUUACCCGACAACAACCGAUGAAGAGGAUCCAGACAGUAAUUUAAACGCCACGUGUCCGGAAUACUUCCGUUGGAUCCACGAAGAUCUAAGGCCAUGGGCCUACACUGGGAUUACGCUGGACAUGGUGGAGAGAGCCAAGGCGACGGCAAAUUUCAGAUUGGUUGUACUAAACGGAACGGCUUACGUGGAGCAAUAUCAAAAGGCGUUUCAAACGAGGGAUGUUUUUACGCUGUGGGGGAUCCUACAGUUGUUAAGGAAGUACCCAGGCAAAUUGCCUGAUUUGGAUCUCAUGUUUGAUUGCGUUGACUGGCCGGUUAUCAAAUCAAUCGAUUAUGGUGGUCCCAAUGCUACCACCCCGCCACCUUUGUUUCGUUACUGCAAAGAUAAUGAAACACUGGAUAUCGUCUUUCCCGAUUGGUCUUUCUGGGGAUGGCCUGAGAUUCGGGUAAAAUCGUGGGUGCCAUUAUUAAAUGACCUAAUGGAAGGCAACCAAAGAAUGGGAUGGGACGAAAGGGAACCUCAUGCUUACUGGAAAGGCAAUCCCGAGGUUGCCGAAACCAGGCAAGACCUGCUUAAAUGCAACGUUUCCGACCAACAGGACUGGGGUGCUCGUGUCUUUGCCCAGGAUUGGAAAAAAGAAUCAAAGGCAGGCUACAAGACAUCAAACCUGGCAGACCAAUGUCUACAUAGGUUUAAGAUAUACGUUGAAGGGUCGGCAUGGUCUGUGAGUGAAAAGUACAUCCUGGCUUGUGAUUCGGUUACCUUACUUGUACAACCCCGAUACUUCGACUUUUUCACCAGAAGUUUGAAACCAUUGCAGCAUUAUUGGCCCAUUAAGCCUAAUGAUAAGUGCAGAUCUAUUAAGCAUGCUGUUGAUUGGGGCAACACCCACCAACAAGAGGCAAAGGCAAUGGGAAAGGCAGCAAGCGAGUUCAUUAAAGAGGAUUUGAAGAUGGACUACGUGUACGAUUAUAUGUUUCAUCUUUUAAACGAGUACGGUAAGUUGUUGAGAUACAAGCCGACCGUGCCAAAAAAUGCCGUCGAACUAUGUUCGGAAUCGAUGGCUUGUCCAGCCAAAGGAGUAAAUAAGGACUACAUGAUGGAAUCAUUGGUGAAGGGUCCCUCGGUUACGAGCCCAUGCACCAUGCCCCCACCUUACGAUCCGGCAUCUCUUCGUAAUUUGCUCAGUGAACAGGAGAAUUCGAUAAAGCAAGUUGAUGAAUGGGAGAAGAAAUUUUGGGAAAACCAAAAAGUAUAAUUUAACCACAGCUGUGUAUUGUUGCACCAAAGCUGGGUAAAUUUUUUCAUGUACGGUCCAUGUUUUGUACUAGUAGUAACCAGAAAAAAAAAAUCAAUAACACGAUGUUUAUUACGAUUGAUGAAUA
Messenger RNA from Gossypium raimondii (Peruvian cotton), 2264 nucleotides. RefSeq lists its product as uncharacterized. The transcript is spliced from 6 exons. NCBI's taxonomy places the organism in Eukaryota, Viridiplantae, Streptophyta, Magnoliopsida, Malvales, Malvaceae. The record is from RefSeq and is a predicted model, not a curated record. Bases 557 to 2137 code for a protein of 526 amino acids.